Molecule: messenger RNA, 5588 nt
Organism: Acipenser ruthenus (sterlet)
Lineage: Eukaryota; Metazoa; Chordata; Actinopteri; Acipenseriformes; Acipenseridae
Product: zinc finger protein 436-like
Exons: 5
Coding region: 1337-4033 (898 amino acids)
Biological process (GO): regulation of transcription by RNA polymerase II; central nervous system development
Cellular component (GO): nucleus
Molecular function (GO): RNA polymerase II cis-regulatory region sequence-specific DNA binding; DNA-binding transcription factor activity, RNA polymerase II-specific
Source: RefSeq, a predicted model, not a curated record
AUCUCUCCACCCUCCGCGUCAACAAAGCAAACUUUUCUGGUUCCUGUAAUGAGAUAAAAGCGUCACUUGCAGUGUGCUGCAGAAUCACUCUAAACCUACGGUGGCCCAAAAGUGCAAGUCGGAGUCAUUUUAAAAAGUGCAUGACGGAAAUGCUGCGCAUUUGUAUUUCCGUCAUGCUCUUUUUUUUUGUAUUCGCCACCCUUUUAAGAUCCUGUCCAUGUUUAGAUUCGCCUGCACUUUUUUAAAGACGACACUGAAUUGCACUUUUGGGACACCGUACUAAACCCAGCUUGCAAGACUGGCUGGCUGGCUCCCUGUCGAAGCAAGGCGAGGUUGAGAUGAGAAGAGGAGGAGAGUAUGAAACUGGACACCGGGGUUCACCAUGUUGGCUCCGAUGCGUUUUACUGCGCUAGCUUACACUGUGGUGGAUCCGAAAUGGCGCCGGUGUUCUCUGUUUCUGCUCAUUAAUACGCGCUCUCUCUCUUGGUUUUGUUAUUCCACAGGCUGCUGCUCCGCGUGUGUGCGUCAUUGUAUUUACACGAGACUGUAUCAUUAUUUUCUUUUGUUUUUUAACAGGUAGGGCUGUUUAUUUGUUGUUAACGGAAUUGUUUUAAAGAGGUUUAUCUAUGAAACACAUGACUGAAGGACAGAAACAGCAACGUACAACGACUGCAAAGAGAGGUAAACACAACUUAGUUCACUUUGAUUUUACAGUACAGUGCAAAACAGAAACUGAACAGCACAACAAAGUAAGUUUUAUUUUUAAUGACAUUAAUAUCCACAGGACAGCACUAACUGGUCUAGGUGUGCAGUGUAGAGUUAUGAGACCGCGUGGAAAUUAGAACCUAGCAAUCGGUCAUUUUAAAUCGAUUAAAAAAAAAAAUGCAAUAGAUUUUCAUUAACGGAGAAUGAUGGUUUAACUGUAUUUGUCCGGAUUGUAAAUCUACAUUAUAAAUUAACAGUAUUUAUUUUCAAAUGUGAUUUCUUUCUUCCCCCAUUGGAGAGAUGAGCUGCCUGCAGAGUGAGUUCAGCUGUACCGGCGUAAUGAAAUAGCAGCGCAUUUCAAACUGUUAAAACGGAACCCAAACGUCUCUACCUAGCUUUACGCCAAAAUACCCAUUUUUUAUACCUCUAAAAAAACAGAAUUGAUAAGUAGUUUUCCGAUUUAGGAUUAGGAAACUGCAUUUUUAGCAAAAAAUAAAUUUUUUCACACUCGGGUGUUUCCGUGACCAAUCGGCUUGUUGACGUCACAGAGUGAACUGAUCUUCGUCCGUCCGACUGUUCCCAUCGGGUUUUUUUGCGGUGUAGAGCGUGUGAGAGACAGCCGAUUAAAAUUAUGCCCCGUCGAUGUGUCGCAGGGGGUUGUAGCAACACAAACCAAGGCAGGUUUAAACUUCACAAGUGGCCGAAGCGCCCAGAGGUCGCCAGGGUUUGGACUGCGUUUGUCCGGAAAACGAGCGCCUCCUGGAGGAAGCCGACAAAAUGGUCGCACUUGUGCUCGUCCCAUUUCGAGGAGCGGUGCUACGAGACGACAGCGAUUGCCAGGUCCUGUGGUAUCCAGCCUCGACUGAGAGACGAUGCGUCCCCCACAGUUAGACCAAAGAAGGCAACAGUUGUAGCGAAAACAAGACAUUUUAAGUCUCCUCAUAAACGUGUGAGACUCCAGACAAAACACGACGAGCUGAGCGGGUCUGCGGGUGAGCUUGUUUUCGUGUCACCGUUAGACUUACUGGCGUCAGCUGACGUUUCCUUGACCCAGCAAGAGGGAAACAGUAAGAAACUGGACCCCAGUUUUUCCACAGUAUUCACUUCGACCCCCAAAUUAAAGAAAAGUUUACCAGGUGGAAGAUCAGCAUUUGGAAAGAGAGAGAAUACAGGGGUGUUUCAGGAAAUCUGUGCUGCCACAGCGACUCCAGUUACAACUGCAGGUGACGGAUUAGAUGAAUAUAGUUUGAGAGCUGAUGCUGGAGCUGAAAUUGUCAUUCAAGUCCGCCCCGAUGUAAAUUCAAUAGGCAAGGAAAAAAAAUUGAGAACGGAUCAGCCUCACUCAAAGGAAGUUUCUGAGAUGGAAGCAGCUCACAUCACCCCAGAGCUUCCUAUUCGAUGGGUUGUUUCUGCAGACAGGACUGUUGAGAUCAAGGAGGAAGUGACUGAGCUGGGGUGUGACCAGGCCAAUGAGCGGAGCCUGCAGGAGGAAACGCCACCUUCUAGCAUCACUGAGAGAGGUAUUGGUAUGAAAUUGGUACGUCUUGGUAGAAGAGAAGAAUCAGAAAUGGCAUCUUCUCACUUUACAGUGGAGACCCCUGAACUGAAACCUGCCCUCAUUAAAGAGGAGAGUCCUGCGCUAGAAUCGGUCCACAUUAAACAGGAGAGUCCUGUUCCAGAAUCAGUCCAUAUUAAAGAGGAGAGUCCUGUACUAGAAUCAGUCCAUAUUAAAGAGGAGAGUCCUGUUCCAGAAUCAGUCCAUAUUAAAAGGGUUAUUCUCAAUUCUAAACCCUUAAGCAGCUUGCAGGGCUCUCUUCCCUGUCCUGGAUGUGGGGAGAGUUUUAAUCCUGAAGGAAACCUUGAAACAUCUCCUGGAAAGACUCUGCAUCGCUGUGCUGGAUGUGUGAAGACUUUCAGGGAGUCAGGAAUCCUGAACGGACAGCAGCAAACAGGCACUGGAAAGACUCCAUAUAACUGUCAUGAAUGCGGGGCAGAUUUCAGACACCACAGCACCGUGAAACACCACCUGCGAGUUCUGAAGGUACAGCUGGGUUAUCCUUGUGAAAGCGAGGAUUCAGAGAUGGCGCCUGUCCACAUUAAAGAGGAGCUUCCUGAACUAGACCCUGUCCAUGUGAAAGAGGAGCUUCCUGAGCUGGAACCUGUCCACAUUACAGAGGAGACCCUGGCACUUGAACCUGUCCAGAUUAACGAGGAAAGUCCCGAGGUAGAAUCAGCAGAACGUCAACACCUUUCAGGUUCUAAAGUAGAAGAAAGAGAACACGACUCCACUCCAUUACUGCAGUGCAAAAACUCUCCCAGUGACAAACCUCAGUGCAAGAAGCACAGAGAGACGACGCCCCAAGAAGAAAAACAAUUGAUUGUUAAAAUCCCUUCUGUACAAGUGCUGUUUUUUCUGGAGAGUGCAGAGACUGCACGUUCUGUGUGUGUGACCGAUUCUGAAACCCAGGGCAACUUGAAGACCUUGCCUUGCUCUACUGAAGAUGGGAAGAGUUCCUGUCAGUUAGGCUCUCCUGAAACUCACAAGGGAAAUCACACAGGAGGGACUGCAUUUCCCUGUGCUGAUUGUGGGAAGAGAUUCAGUAAUUUAGCACACCUUAAAAGACACCAGCGUGUUCACACUGGAGAGAAGCCACACCACUGUAAUGAUUGUGGGAGAAGUUUCACUCAAUUAGGAAGUUUUAAAACACACCAAUUAAUCCACACAGGACAGAAAACACACCACUGUAAUUCAUGUGACAAGAGGUUCUCUCGAUCAGAAUAUCUUAAAGCACACCAGCGCAUUCACACUGGAGAGAAACCACACCACUGUAAUGAUUGUGGGAAGCGCUUCACUCAAUUAGGAAAUCUUAAAAAACACCAACUAAUUCACACAGACGAGAAACCACACCACUGUAAUACAUGUGAGAAGAGGUUCUCUCGAUCAGAAUAUCUUAAACAUCACCAGCGAAUUCACACAGGAGAGAAGCCACACCACUGUAAUUAUUGUGGGAGAAGUUUCACUCAAUUUGGAAGUCUUAAAACACACCAAUUAAUCCACACUGGAGAGAAACCACACCAUUGUAAUGAUUGUGGGAAGUGCUUCACUCAAUUAGGAAAUCUUAAAAUACACCAACGGAUACACACAGGAGAGAAACCACACCACUGUAAUGAAUGUGGAAGAAGUUUCACUCGAAUAGACAACCUUAAAAUGCACCAACGAAUUCACACAGGAGAGAAACCACACCACUGCAAUGACUGUGGGAAGAGCUUCACUGAAUUAGGACAUCUUAAAAGACACCAAUUAAUUCACGCAGCAGCGAAACCCUGAAUGUUGGGAAUUAUUUCAUCUGGUGGGACACAUAAGAACAUAAGAAAGUUUCCAAACGAGAGGAGGCCAUUCAGCCCAUCUUGCUCGUUUGGUUGUUAGUAGCUUAUUGAUCCCAGAAUCUCAUCAAGCAGCUUCUUGAAGGAUCCCAGGGUGUCGGCUUCAACAACAUUCCGAAACCAGGAAAUUCUCACAAGACAAAAACCCUGUCACUCGAGAGAUUAAUGUCAUUAAUAAAAACUAAUCAGAGUUAAAAAUAAUUUCUUAACAAGAAAUUCCUUUACAAAGACUCCUCAGAAGUGUUUACUGCACAGGCUGCUUUUACACUUUGAAACAGACAAAAGGACACCAUUCCGGUCAUGAGACAUCAGAGCUUCAAACGAAACAGACACUUUGAACACAUUCCAAAGAGGGAGACACUAUUUCACCCCCUCGCUGGUAAGAGAGAGACGUGCCCGGAUGUUCAUCUCGUGGAAGAUGUUGCUUUCCGAUAUCCCACUGACUGAGACUGCAAACAUGAAUUAAGCAAUCUAUUGAUGGGGACACGUGGAUCCUUGAAGGACUUCAUUGCCUUUGUGUCAAUCUAGGGGCAGGUCACAGAACUAAAAAAACAAGCCCUCUAUUUCUUAAAAAAAUAAUAUAAUGUUUAUAUCUGUUGGUAAUGAAAGCUGUGCAUCUUCCACAGAGGUGGGUGAAUCUUGAAGUUUCAUACAGGUCUCUGAAAAAUCACCUUUCCCUGCUUGCAAUACCACAAUAACUAAUGCCUUUACUUGGAAACUCUGCUUUUGAUUAAAACCAGAAGGGAAAGACUGUUGCAGCGUUACAAAGGCAGGACUGCGACUUGGCUUCUUCACGUCUAAACCCCUGGAGCAAGGUGUAAACGCUGGGCUUCUCUUUGCAUCCCUCCAGGCUGCACCGCGGAGCAACGCCCAUCGCAGGAUUGGUAUUCUUCUUUCUUAUUCAUAGGACUGUGUUGUUUAGUCCCCUUCCAAUGAAACAUUGAAAUUAAAGAGCCAGAUGUGAGCCUCCAAACCCAUAAAACACCAUGGACAGCAAUUCAAAACUCUGUUCAUAUUUUAAAUGACUCUCUUUAUAUGGAAGCAAAUAUUCUGAAACUGUCAAAUUACAUGUAAGUAAAUAUAUAUGUAUAUUAAACUGGCAUUAUGAAACAUUUGCAAUAAAUGUUAAGGAGGCUGUGUGGUCCAGUGGUUAAAGAAAAGGGCUUGUAACCAGGAGGUCCCCGGUUCAAAUCCCACCUCAGCCACUGACUCACUGUGUGACCCUGAGCAAGUCACUUCACCUCCUUGUGCUCCGUCUGUCGGGUGAGACAUAGUUGUAAGUGACUCUGCAGCUGAUGCAAGGUUCACACACCCUAGUCUCUGUAAGUCGCCUUGGAUAAAGGCGUCUGCUAAAUAAACAAAUAAUAAUAAAUAGCAUUAUGUUAAUAAUUUGUAUUACUUGGGAUUGUCUUUCAAUAAACAGCAAAGCAAACGUGUGAUCAGUCCAUCAUAGAGUGGAUAGUUAAUUGAUCAAUGGAAAAAUGUCAAGAUUAAAAACC